This is a messenger RNA of Setaria italica (foxtail millet), 1299 nucleotides long. Its product is annotated as UPF0481 protein At3g47200. Lineage: Eukaryota; Viridiplantae; Streptophyta; Magnoliopsida; Poales; Poaceae. The record is from RefSeq and is a predicted model, not a curated record. The transcript has a single exon. The coding region runs from base 1 to 1299 and encodes 432 amino acids.
AUGAACACUAGCCAUACAAAAGAAAUAACAAUAGAAGCUGUCCCCAUCCAAGAUCGAGUGAGGAGAGAAACUGAGAGGCUAGAGACUAACUUUUCACGGAUUGACACAACAAUCCAUAGGUUUCCUCAAGGCCUCCGAGGGAUCGGCGGCCCUGGCGAGCGCUACAUCAUCCCGAGCGUCGUGGCCCUCGGCCCGUAUCACCAUGGCAGACAGGAGCUCCAAGAAAUGGAGGAGGUCAAGCACGCCGCGGCAUACUACUUCUGCGCACAGUCGGGCCACCCGGUCGAGGAGGUCUACGCCAAGAUCCUCUCCAUCGUGGACCAAGCCCGCAGCUGCUACGAAAAGGACGCGGCCGCACACUACAACGAUGCCAAGUUCGCGGAUAUGAUGUUCCUGGAUGGUUGCUUCCUGUUGAUGUAUAUUUGUACAGAAGGUUCUGUCCAGGACCCUCCCUUGUUGACGAAUAGCAUGGUGCUGUCCAUGGGUCCCUGCAUGCUGAGGGACAUCUUGCUGCUAGAGAACCAGCUCCCUUGGCUGGUCCUCGAGGCCCUCCUGACUUUCAAGCACGUGCAAGUGCAAGAGUUCCUAGUCGACACAGUACGAGAUUUCAUGGAUGUCAGUGACCGUCCUGAAGAAGUCUUUGUCGUGAAUGAAGACUAUAGGGCGCCGCAUUUGCUUGGCCUCGCCAGAUUGUAUAUGACUGGCAGCAUGCCUCAGGAUGAAGAGGCUCUGCCGGUCAGCUACUUCAACACUGCCACCAUGUCCGCAAUCCACCUAGCAGAGAUAGGAAUCCACAUAACGGCCAGCAAGACGACAUGGUUCGCCAACAUGAGUCUCAGCCGCAGUGGCUGCCUCUUGGGUGAUGAGCUCUCGAUGUCACCGGUGUUUCUCAACGACUUCACUGCUUGCUGGCUCGUCAACAUGGCGGCCUUUGAGGCGCGUAUAUCCACGAGAUAUCCCAUGGAUGGCUUCCUUGUAAGCUCGUAUCUAUCCCUCUUGGCACUGCUCAUGGACAAGGAGGAAGACGUUCAAAAGCUCCGAGCGCAUCAUAUUGUCAACGGCCUUCUCAGCAAUCAGGAGAUGCUCGACUUUUUUAAGACCAUUGCCCGGCACCUGCGACUUGGCUACCGCUUCUUUGCCCUUCUAGAGGCGAUCGAGGGCUACAAGACGGAGAGGCGGGUGUGGAUCAUGGUCCAUAGGUUCCUCUACCUCCACUGGAAGACCAUAGUCACACUCAUUUCAAUCGCCAGUGUGCUUGUGGGGAUCUUCAGAGCUCUCUUCUCCCUCAAAUAUCACUGA